Molecule: messenger RNA, 8704 nt
Organism: Periophthalmus magnuspinnatus
Lineage: Eukaryota; Metazoa; Chordata; Actinopteri; Gobiiformes; Gobiidae
Product: AP-4 complex accessory subunit RUSC1
Exons: 11
Coding region: 72-3509 (1145 amino acids)
Cellular component (GO): cytoplasmic vesicle
Molecular function (GO): protein binding
Source: RefSeq, a predicted model, not a curated record
UCCCGCCUCCCCCCGCUCUCCCUCCGCCCCCCUCCUUCCAUGCCCUGGACGUAGAGAUCCGGAAAUUACUGAUGCUUGCCGGGUUGACCCAAGCGGAGCUCCUCAAAAUCAGUCCGGAGCUCGGUAACUGUGUCGGAGGGUUAGAGGAAGAGGCAGAUGAUGACAACCUUAUGUCUAGAUGUGAAUACACAAUAGAAGACAGGGAGGAUGACAAGCAAUCUGACAGUGGGCUUAUUGAUAGUUUGUGCUACAGGAGCGUAUUAGAUGGAGAGUCGGAAGAUAACGAAAGGAAAGAGGAGAGAAAGGAAACCCAAAAAACAACAUCGUUUAGCGAAAUGGCGAGAAGGAGGAGGAGGAACACUGCUUACGUGUCUGCGCCAUAUUACAGCACUGGUUUGAGCAAUACAAGUAAUCCAAAAGAAGAUGAUUAUGACAUGAUAUUACAUUACGCCUCCCAAAGACCGAGUUCACCACCUCCUCCUCCCCCGCCGCGACCUUUACCCCCUAUACCCUCAUCCGCCCCUCCGAAAAUCAGCACCCUUCCAGCCAACUCCACAAAACCCGAGCGUUUCGACUGGCUAAUUGCGUUCACGCCGGAUUCAGACGCCCCGCCGAAAGCCCCGCACUUUGAGAUGAGAAAACGAGCAGUAGAGACCCCAAAGAAAUCCAGUUCUUCAUCACUGGAGUCUUCAUCGACAGGGUCCGCUCCGAAAACCACAACUUUCAAAGAACUUCGAAAUCGCAAGUCGAGCUUGCUGCCAACUAAAGUUAUCACCGAUCCCGAUCCCGAUCCCAAUAUUAUAACGCCCGAUCCAGACUUACUGUACAACCUCAAGUGGAGGAGGGACAAAGCUGGAGAUGGGACCCAAUGGGAGUACACGUCCCAAGCGCAGGCCCUGUUCAUGCAGCCUCCACCCGCGCUAACCUCCAUGGCCGCGCUGCAAGAAAUGCUGCAAAGAGCCGAAGAGGAGAACGGGAAAUCAGAAUUGUCUCCGUCGCAGAAUAAGCUGGGAUACUCAGUCAGUGACAGCAGUCUGUGGAACCUGGGUGCACAGUGGGAGCGUGAAGAAGGGAAGAUGGAGGAGGAGAGGAAAGAAGGAGGAGAGGUGGAGGUGAGAGGCCAAGCAGACGGGGAAAGAACCACUGAAUUGAGAACAUCAGCCUCCUCGCCCUCUCCUCUACCCCACCCUCGCUCUUCCCCUCCCUACUUCCUCCACUCUGCAGACCAAUCCCUCUAUCCUAACUUUGGUAACCCCUUUUUGGAUGCCAGACCUCGCAACCCCGUAGGACGAAAAGCACCGUCGAAUCCGCACAUGGGUGUUUGGAAUAACGCACCUAGUUCAGAUUGUGUUUACAGACACGAUAUCAGUACUGACACAAAUUCUGAAUACCUGGAAGAUUUUGGCAUAGAUUCAAUUUGUGAUUAUAGGGAUUACGAGUUGGAAAAUACACAAUCAGUAUACAAACAGACUCACGAUCCAAAAUCUAUUGAAUCGACAAACAAUCUGGACUCGUUGUAUUGCAGUAAUUCAGUCAAACAGAGCACACCCGGAGCCCCGACUUGUCCAACCCCGUACAAGAAUAUAGACGCCAUUAUGCGCUACAACAACUCCAGUGAAUUCGAAAAACGUCAGCUUUCGCACAGAGAUAAAGCUUUUAAGGAGCUCCCCCCUCUUCCAGCCUUUUACCUGUACCACCCUAAAAACUGCCCCCUGCACCGCGGCGCUCCCCCUCGCCUCUCACCCAUAGGCGCCCUCUCCCCGCCUCAGCGUUCCGGGAUCCCACCGCAUUCAGGCCUAAGCUCUCCGCUGUUCCCACGCUCGCACACCCUCCCCGCCCUGGCUGCCCCACUCUACUACCCCAAUCUGUACCCAACCCUCCAGUCCCGAGCACCCCCAUUACCCCCCAAACUCUACCAGGAGCGGUCACAUGUGGCGACUGUCCGCAGUGUGUCGUUCGCUGGCCACAGAGCAGAGCCGUGGAUGGACCAUGAUGUCAGAGCUCCAGUGAGAGGGCUGGGCCUGUCCCCUCAGACCCUACAGGAGAAAAGAGCUUUGGUCAGCGCGGUCAGUGUGGCAGUGGAAGCCAUCUUGGCACAAUUUAGCACUUCUCGGACCAUUGUGCAGAAGGCGUUAUCGGGAGACAGCACUGUAAAUCCGUCUCUGGGCCGCCUGGUGCUGCAGUGCCUGUGCCCCGCCCUGCACAGCCUGCUGACGGACGGCCUCAAACCCCAUCAGAGUGACCUCAUCGCGGGCAGGAGGCCAAACAACGCCUGGGGCCUGGUUCAAGCAUCAACACGGCCAGGCUCUAAAACACAAGCUCUUUUUAACCUACAAACCCGAGUCGGGGAUCUGCCUCAGCUCAAGCAGAGCAAACACCGCUUCAAUGCAUUUAUCCUUGGCCUACUUAACAUCAAACAUCUAGACUUUUGGGUGUCUCAUCUUCACACUAGCAGUGAUGUAUUGGAGACAUAUUACCACCCGUCAUCAUUCAUGCGCCUGUCUCUGAGCGCCUGUCACCACCAGUUUGAGGAGCUGCUUCUGGUGCUUCAACCGCUGAGUCUGCUGACCUUUAACCUCGACCUGCUCUUCCAGCACCAUCACGUAGACCCCCACCCCCCGAAGACCUCCAGUGUAGCGGGCCAGGAUGCGGCGCCACAGGUCUCAAAUCAAACCGGUGAGGCGAAGAAAUCUGAGGAGAAAUACAUGGAGUCGCUCUCAGAAGAAGAUAUUGAAAGUGGAGAAUGCAGGAACGAUACUACGCCCACUCCAAAGACGGAAGACAACAGUGCUACAAAGGAGGAGAGUUUAUUAGAGACCAGUCCUCAGCUGCGAUGGGUGAAAGAAAAGGAAAUCAGCUCUCUACCGCCCCCUAACAUCGAAGAGGACAGUCUGGCACAACAGGCUGGACAGGUGAUCCAGCAGGGAUGGGAGGUGAUGGUUCGCUGGGGAGGUCGACUCAGUCAGAAUCUGUCUGAGAUGAGUGCGGCUACAGCGAAGAAGGAGGAGCUAAAGACCGAACAUCUCCAGACUCAGAGUGACUUUGUCCCGGUCAGCAGCAGCAGCAACAGCGACAGCAGCGGUGGUGGAGGGGUGCAGAUGCCCUGGGGUCUGGACCGCCUGUUUGGGGCCCCGAAAUCCUUAACCAGUCCUGGUACUCACCCAGGUCCAACCAGGCGGCCCUCUCAGUGGCUAGCUCCUGGUGUGAGCGUGUUGACGAGGAUGGUGAGCAGCAGCACCGCUCCCAUGUUAAAGAAAAUGUCCGAGCCCAAAGAGGAGACUUCAGCUGAGACGCAGGAGGAGGCUGAAGCUGUGGAGACGAAGGACCAGCCCAGACCGCUCAGGUCAGUGCGAACAUUGUGCGACCACAGAGGCACCGGCUCCGAGCUCACUUUCAGUAAAGGCGAGGAGCUGCAGGUUUUGGGAGGCGUGGACCAAGACUGGAUUCGCUGUCGCCGCGGAAACACAGAGGGACUGGUACCGAUCGGCUACACCUCUCUGAUCAUGUGACUUCAACAACUGCUGCACUUAAUCAACAAUAAAAAGAAAAGACUUUAUUGACCCACUAUGAGUAAGGGAUAUGGAAACACCAGCUUGGUUGGAGUUUGAGUUGAGUGCAUCGCACCAUCUGUUCCAAGUUUAUACGCGUCAAGAACUGGCUGCAGCCUGAUCUCCUGUUACAAACAUAUGGGGUUUUUCUAUCACGAUCCAUCCAGUUUGGUCACAUUAAUCUAAUGGGUUUUAGCAGUACGGGAGAGCAGAUGGUGUGAAAUGAUCACUCGAGUUGAAUUCCUUCCAUAUCACACUGGAAGACAUUAUCCUUCUUUAGUAUCAGGCUCCCUUAGAUCACAGCCUUUUGGGAGUCAAAAUAAUUCAAAUAACUCACGUCUGAAAUAGUGGGCCUUUUCUUUGUAAACUAUUAUGAAAUCUAGCGUAUUGUUGAUGUGUUGAUCAAUGUUAUCUUGACUUCCCAAGUCAGUGGCUGCACUCACACUUUGGUCCUUGUAUAGUCCUGGUUUGAGCCUGGUUGAGUCCUGAUGUAGACUUGGUUUGGUUUUGUUCUCCCAGUCCAGGUUUAGUCCAAGUUUAGUCCAAGUUUAGUCCCAGUUUUAAAGUGUGAACGCAGCCAUUUGUGACCUCUUGAUUCCAUUGCCUGGUUCAUGUGUGUUUGACCUGUAUUUGACUGUAUAAAGAAAUAUACAUAUUAUAUAGAAUAUACAUAGAUAUACAGUAUAACUACAAAAAACAUUAUUUACCAAGAUAGUCAGAAAGCAGCUUAAAAUCGCAACUAUGUUUAAGGUGCACUAUGUAACUUUUCUGGUGAAGGGCCCGUGAUUUGCUUGUCUCCAUGGAGAUGUUGUUGCUGUGCCUGAAAUGUUGCACAGUAUGGCAUUAAACUCGUCCAACUCCCUGGAGACAAGCAAGUGAUGCCAUUAGGUGAAGUUACAGGUCAGAUUUUUGGACAGCUGAGCUCAGUCACAAUGAUAAUGCAUGUUUUUCAAGUCAACUUCUUUUGCACUAAAAACACCUGUAAUAAAAAAAAAAAAAGUAAUUAUAAGUUUAAUGGCAAAACUAAGGAACAUUCCAGGCAAACUGAUAGCAUCCCCAUGGCAGACUCUCCACCAGAAAAGCUACACAGUGCACCUUUAAGUUAGUUGUUUUAUCUGCAACUUUACAAGUGAAUUAUAUUGACAUAUGGAAACAUUUAUCGUCCAUCUUGUACGCCAUCAUACCAUAUUGUUAGAUUCUGCCUCAUAACUUCCACUGUAUGCUUUGUAAUGUGCCCGAGUGCUUUGAAUGAAUGCCAGACACAUAUAAAAAAGAGAUCUACCCUCCCACGUAGGAACCAACAGCAAUCUGUAGCCAAUCAUUCUACCCUCAUUGUCCAACGUGGGUUAAAUUUAUGCCCCAUAAAACUCUACUUGCUCUUGUUAAACACUAUAUAAAGUUGAACAGAGUAGGCUCGCCCAUAUGACUGUUUGUGCUGUGUGAAGUCUGUAACAUUGUUGGCUGACUAUAUCCUCAUUCUUCUCCAUCUUUGCCUCAUUAUCAUAGCUCGUAAUGCUAGUGAUUCGGUGGAUGUGAUGUUGUGAAUCUAGUGUGAACUACAAAUCAUACAAAUAUUGCUUUAAAGCCCUACUGCGGAACACCCAAGAAAAAAAAACAACAAACUGAAGUACAAGCAUAUAAAUCUCUAUGGGUUAUUUGUUUUGUUUUUUCUUGGUGAAAAAGACAUUGGAAAACAUGUCUCUUUAAUGUGAGCAGGCUUUCCUCUCCACAGUCUUGACUCGUAAUGGUGUUACUGCUUGUCUCCACGGCAACGCUGCUGCUGCUUUGGCGCACAGUAUAACGCUGCUGACAUCAAGAACUUUAAAUUAUCGACUGUGGCAUUGAGCAUUGUCAUUGUGAAGUUGAGUAAUGGGAGUAGUCCGGUAUCGCUUGGUAUCAACAUUUAACAGUUUAACCUUUUGUUACUAGGGGAACGCAACCCGAAAUCUUCCGCAAUAUGACUUUAACAUGACAUGAUGACAUUUCUUCAUUAUAUUAUGCCAUAAGGACUAUGCAUACGCGCCAUGCUUUUGUUUUACUCAUGUUUUAUUUGCGUGCAUGUUCACACAAACCUACUCAGCUGAUGCAGAAAUGUCGGUCUUAAAAGGCAGGCGUAGGAGGACCUCUUUAAGUUAUCAGGUUAACGAUAAAAUGUAUUUAAAAUCAGGGAAAAUUAAGCUUCUUCAAAGAUUCCUCAUGUUAUGUUGAUGUAGCAUGAGAUUCAGUCAAGUAGCAUCAAACCCCUGAGCGUUAUAAUGAAAAAAAUGCAUCUUCACUGUCAUUGAAAGACAAAAUAAUAGAUAUACAGGUAGUUAAGAUGAAGCUAAAACCUGAGUUAUUUUUGUGUAUAUUCCAAAUGUGAGAUAUGAAAUACAAUAGUUAAUUUAUUGGAUGUAAUAUUUAUUGAAUCUCGAAUGAAAGAGUGCUUUAAGUUGCUAUGUUUUUGUGGGGUGAAAGCAGAGAUGGGGGCCUAGUGCAAUGCAGACUGCACACCCUGCACUUUCACUGUGUGUGAGUGUGUGUUCAAAUGUAAAAAUAACUUCUAUCUCUCCCUCUUCUCCUUCUCUUUGGUAUUGUGCUCUCUGUUAUAGCUGUCCCAGUUCUCCAGACCCUAAACUAUUGCAUAAGGUUGUAUCCCUCUAGUGUUAGUCACCAUCCUCUGCCUGCAUGUGCUUGUUUGUAAAUACACCCAAUAAAACAAGUGAAAACCAACGAAAUGUCAAUGCGUUUAAUUGGGAUGAUGGAGUUAGUUUCUAUAGUGUUGGUCUAGUACUCAGUAUUAAGUAAAUAAAAGUAAAAAUGAAUCUAAACUAGUUUCAACCGCUCUCUUUCACUGCUUAUCUACAUUGCCCAUAAAAGGAAUUAUUAUGCUGGACUAAGAGAGCGCACAUAUCAAAUAGGACUUAUAAUCUGUUUAUUUUUGUUUUAUUACUUUGAAGAUGAUGUAACUUUUCUCAUGGUGUCAUAUACUUGCAGCUGUGGAGAUUACUUGGCCUUGAAUGCUCCACAGUAUGGCAUUGAGUUGUCUUUUUUGGAUUUAUUGAAGUACAGGCGUUUUAUCGUCAAACAAUCAACUGAAAUACAUUUAUUAAACUGUGAGAGGGUUUGCCACUCCACAGAUCUGACCUAUAACUUGGUUUACUCCACGUAGAUAGAGGAUUUAAUGCCAUACAGUGAAAUAUUCCAGGUGGAGCAAUAGCAUUUCCAUAGAGACAAGCAGGUGGAAAUUACAUAGGAAAGUGUAUAGUAUUGUAGUUAUUUUGUUUAAAUUUGUAUCCAUUAGCUCCGAUCUCCAGAAAAUAUGUAAAUUUUAACGUAUUCAAAACAAAAUCAAAGGUUAUAGGAUACAAACAUUCAUAAUUCUGCCAAACUGAUCCACCCAAAGAAACAUUUUGCACAUUUUGUCUAAGCACUAAACUAUAAAUGGCCAAGGAUAUGUAACUAUGGUGAGCUGUGAAGGACAAAAUAAGGUUGGACUGCAGCUCCCCCAUCUUGCUGCCUUUGUGAGUCAUUGCUAAAGGACAACGCAGUGUGAAACGUACAACGCGAGGCCACUAGAUAGCACUGUUUAUUCAAGUUGAUUAGGCUCACUGCAGCAUCGACAAGGCCCCAUCCACAACACAGACGCCGCGCUCGUAGACGUAAAAUGCUUUUAUUAUGUUGAUGAUGUAGAGGCUGACAUUCUCUGGCGUUAAAGGCACACUACGUAACAUUUAUACCGGAGUGUCUGCUGUCCGUUCGUAUCCCCUUGGAGAUGUUAUCGCUUUGCUCGGAAUGUUCCUCAGCGUGGCAUUCAACUUGCAUCUCGCGUCUAGUCAAAACGAUCCGAACUGUGACUGCAGCCUGUUUCCAUGGAGAUAGGUGUAGUUAGUUAAUGCCGUACUGCAGAACCUUCCGAGCAAAACAACGCCAUGUCAAUAGAGGCAAACGCGUGACAAGACACUUCGCAGGAAAAGUUACGUAGUGAAUCUUUAAAAUUGUUUCACAAUGUUUUUCAGAUGCGGAUUAUCUGAGGCGACAAGCAAAGGUUACAUGUCAUGCAAACUAGAUAAAUAUCUCUUUAGUGUACCUUUGCUGUAAAGUUAAUCAUCCACUGGCAUAUUAACAUAGUGCUCUUAGUUAAAAAAGGAAAGAAGAAAAAUAUACAUUGUGUAAACAGUCAAAGAAAUUGCACUUUUUGGCUUAGUAUCAGAAGCCACACUACAGAGAGCAGACAGACACACAGAACAGCUAGAGUCAUCACUGAUUGUCCGAACAACAACCAAAACGGGACUAAAAUGAGACAAAGUAUAUAUUUUACAAAAGAACCCAUACAAUCAUAGUCAGUAUUUAAAGAGAACUGUCCCAUAUUGGUCAGCCAUAGGUUUAAAAAAAAAAAAAAAAAAUCUAACGAAAGCUUAUGUUAAGUCCAUACAGUAUUGUUAGGUAUAUUACUAAUUACAGGCUACUGCGGACAGAAUAAAAACAGUUUGUAUGUACAUUCACAUGAAACUAGACAUUUUCUUCCACUAAAAAUGUACCAAAAUCCUACAACAAAGAAGUUAAUAUGCAGCUGUACAGAAAUGACCUUAUAUCUCAAACAAAAAUGUUACAAAGGAAGUCAUAUAGUCCUUAUUUCAGGAGAUAUUGCUUAUAGACUGCAUGAGCUCGCUUAAGUACAUAAACAACAUGGCACUUUCAAAGAGCAUUUUAGGCCAACGCUGCAAAAAAUAAGCAUCUAGACGUGGUUAAAAUGAAUUCUUAAUCUUGAUUUGAGUAGUUAAAACAUACACGAUAGGUAAGAAUCUUCCAGCUAAGGUAAUCCUGAGCAGACCUAGCUCAAGAUUCCCUACAAAGACAAUAAAGUGAACCUUAAAACUCACUGAUAUGACCCAGAUAUGUUUAUUUAAAAGGCCCAUAUUAUGCUAUUUUCUGAUCUGUUAUAAUGUUUUCUCAUCACAAACACAUCUGGAGUUGUGUUUUCUUUCAUUCACACAUGUUUAGUGCAAAAACCCUGCAUAUUUAGGCUUAGUUUUUACUUCUCUCAAACUGAAAACACGCCGUUCCACCUUGUGAUGUCAUCAUGUGGUAAUACAGGAAGUGCUCCACUGUGUUUUUAAACUCCACACACUUUCACUAGAAUCAUUUGGAUGGUUUUAAUCUACGGAAUUGCCAAU